Ascochyta rabiei is the source of this 1761-nucleotide messenger RNA. RefSeq lists its product as uncharacterized. Bases 1 to 1761 code for a protein of 586 amino acids. The transcript has 3 exons. The record is from RefSeq and is a predicted model, not a curated record. Lineage: Eukaryota; Fungi; Ascomycota; Dothideomycetes; Pleosporales; Didymellaceae.
AUGGCACGGCGCGGAACUCUUGCAAUAGCCACUGCGGCAUUGCUGCUCCAGCUUCUUCCCCUGGUGGCUGCGCACGGCGACGAGCAACAUGGCGCGAAAAUGGACAUGAGCGCACACGAGGCGCCGGCGCCGCAACCGCAGGAUGAUGCACCCCAAAGCUACUGGGGGCUCUCCGAGUACGCUGCGCUGAUGUACUGGCACAUUGCGCUCGAGAUUCUAGCGUGGAUUGUCGUUCUACCAAUUGCUGUCAUGCUGAGCAUCGCUCGCUCGCGAUACGUCCUGCCUUUGCAGUUCGUUUUCGUUGUUGUGAACGCGUCGGCGCUUCUGGUUGGCGUCGUGUACAGCCACAAGACGCCGGAGCUGUACGAGAACAAUGCGCACAGCAAGACCGGGUGGGCGGUCACUUGGAUCGCGUCAGCCUGGGUCUUCAUGGCGCUGAUCCAGUCCUACAUGGACCGAGAUCAGGGGCAUUCGUUCGAGGACGAGACCUUGGCGCCGCUGAACGCAGCGAAUAUAGCGCAGUAUCAGCGCGUCAAGGAAGAAGAUGUCGAAAGCCCGUACAGGUUCUCCAAUGACUCUGGCCAAGGCACGGAGCGCAACACGGCUUCGCUGUGCGGGCACUCUCGAUCCCCGAGCAUCGAGUCAGAAGAUCAGCAGUUUGCUGCGCCAGCGCGCCGAUACACGCAUGACGAGCUCGAUGAGUUGGAAGACGUGCGUCUCGAGAAGCCAAGGUCGUCUUUGGAUAGCUUCUUCUCGCGCACCGUAGCUCGCUUCGUAGCCGGCAAAACGGCAAAGGUCGUUCGCUCGCUUUAUGUGGUGUUUGAACGGACCAUGGUGAUUCAGGGCCUCGUCGCCAUCCUCUCGGGCACUGUCGUGUAUGGUGGCAUCGGACACGGGGGCGCUGUGUUCAACGUACUGGCUCACUACGUCAAGGGCGGCAUCUUCUUCGUGUACGGCUUUUUGACGCUGGGUCGCUGGAUGGGCGCGUUCGCCGAUCUUGGUUGGGCGUGGAACAUGAAGCCGUCGGCGGAUGUCGUUGGCCGCCGCAAGGCCAGUCUGGCGUCCGCCGAGUUCACCGAGUCCUUCGUCAUCUGGCUGUAUGGCUGCACCAACGUGUUCCUCGAGCAUCUCGCCGCCUGGGGCGACGAGUGGACAGCGCAAGAUCUGGAGCACGUCUCGAUAUCCGUGUUGUUCUUUGGCGGUGGUCUGCUGGGCAUGAUCAUCGAGUCGGCCAAGAUGCGCGACCUCCUCAACAGCGCCGUGGUGACCUCUUCGCACGCUCACGACGAGUCAUGGCAGCAGCCCCGCCAAUACAACUUCUCCAUGAACCCCAUGCCCGCACUCAUCAUCCUGCUCCUAGGCAAGAUGAUGAGCUCGCACCACCAGGCGUCGAUGCUAUCAACCAUGAUCCACAGCCAGUGGGGCAGCAUGUUCAUGGGCUUUGCGCUGGCGCGAUGCCUGACGUACGUGAUCAUGUACAUUACGCCGCCGACGUCGUAUCUGCCGUCGCGCCCGCCGACCGAGAUCAUCACCGCUUUCUGCCUGGUUGCCGGCGGCAUCACGUUUAUGGUGUCCAACAAGGAUACCGUUGCGGCGCUGGAGUCGUACGGGUUGGACGCCAUGUUCAUCUUCACGGUGACCAUGGGGCUGACGGCGCUGCUGCUCGCGUGGACGACCGUGGUGCUUGCGAUCAAGGGCUGGGCGGUGCGUGUUGAGGGCAGAAGCCAGUACGCAAAGGGCCGUGCUGGUGUGCUUGCAUGA